UUCACCGCGGCAGGCUGCACAGUUUUAAUCGUUGAUUGUGAGUGUGAAGUUCUGAAUGAAGAAAUUCCGACUUUCAACGCAAAUCGUAAGCCUAUAUCGAAACGAUGGGCUUCAACGAUUGGCAGGCGAAGCUGGCCGGGAUGGUGGUGAUAGGCGGGUUUAGUUUUUUGAUCGGAUUAUACGUCGCCAAGUGGUUUAGAAGGCGUUUUGGAGAACAAAGGCUGUUGUUUUCUAUAUCACUUUGUUUCGGCGCAGGAGUUUUACUCGGAACUUCCGGGUUGCACAUGCUUCCACAGACCAUGAAAUCUCUGCCUACCUACGGUGCCCUAGUAUAUUUCAGUGGAUAUUCCUUACUCUUCUUGGUCGAUGGAAUAUUUUACUUCAUAUGGGGUCAAGCCGUUGACUUGCCGCACUCCAAUCGACCUGCAACAAGUCGCAGAAUCGAACCCACAUCAGGACUUCCAUGUAAUGAAAAUUGCAAGACCAAUGGUGGAUAUAAUAACUGUUUGCACACCAGCGUAAGAAAUUUCCCCGAUGAGUAUCUCGGGCACAACCUUGAUUCUCAAGUUUCUUAUCAGGGUUAUACCGAAGACGGAGUUCCAGAUCAGCCGAACGAGCGAAAUCUGAAGAUCAGUAUCGAAAGUUCUCCGAAUGUCAGAUAUUCCCAAGAUGGAAAUGAAUCUGAGGCCCACUCUUCGGCAGCCAGUGCUUCACGACCUCGGUCCAAUGAAGUCGAGCCUUUACUAUCCCAUAAAGCACGAACCGAACUCGAUUCCAAUUCCAACGCGAUUCCAUUGGGACUCGUGAUGGCGUUGACUCUGCACGCGAUUUUUGAGGGACUUGCCAUUGGACUGCAAAGAUCUGUUUCUGAGGUGGGGCUCCUUGUGGCAGCAGUAGCUUCGCACAAACUUGUGGUCGCCUUCUGUCUUGGCAUUCAAUUGUCUGCCGGUAGAUAUUUUUCGCACGUAAUCGGUAUCAUUGCAUUCGCAGGUGGGUCAGUAGCUGGGAUUGGUGGCGGGAUGGCAAUUACGCAAAUAAGCCAAAAUUGGGUCACAGAGAUCCUGAUACCCGUGCUUUACGGCAUAGCUGGUGGAUCACUUCUUUAUGUGACUGUCAGUGAAGUUUUGCCCGGAGAAAGAGCCAAAUGGCAGAACACUCCAAUUCGGGCUGCGAGAAUUUGGCUAUUUCUGUCCUUCGCAUUUGGCUUCUUUCUAAUAUUCAUAAUCAACAGGUUUACCGAAGCGACUUAAUCAGCGACUGGCUGCUCGGAAUAGUUUCGAUUCUACUGAACAACCAUAGACCA
Messenger RNA from Diprion similis, 1303 nucleotides. Its product is annotated as protein zntC-like. The record is from RefSeq and is a predicted model, not a curated record. NCBI's taxonomy places the organism in Eukaryota, Metazoa, Arthropoda, Insecta, Hymenoptera, Diprionidae. Gene Ontology annotation, biological process: zinc ion transmembrane transport. The transcript has 5 exons. Gene Ontology annotation, molecular function: zinc ion transmembrane transporter activity. The coding region runs from base 105 to 1250 and encodes 381 amino acids. Gene Ontology annotation, cellular component: plasma membrane.